This is a messenger RNA of Trichomycterus rosablanca, 1230 nucleotides long. It is a transcript of the gene gdf7, whose product is annotated as growth differentiation factor 7. Gene Ontology annotation, cellular component: extracellular region. Bases 1 to 1230 code for a protein of 409 amino acids. Gene Ontology annotation, molecular function: cytokine activity; growth factor activity. The record is from RefSeq and is a predicted model, not a curated record. Lineage: Eukaryota; Metazoa; Chordata; Actinopteri; Siluriformes; Trichomycteridae. The transcript has 2 exons. Gene Ontology annotation, biological process: BMP signaling pathway.
AUGCAUAGCAGAAGGAGCGGAGCUGGGUGGCUGUGGCUCGCGGUGUGUUUGGGUAGCGCGCUGGAGGUGCAGGGGGCGGAGAGGGUGCGGAGGGCGCAGGGGAACAGCUCGGCGGUGUUAGUACCGGACUACAUGCUCUCAUUGUACCGCGCUCAGUCUCAGCUCCAGCGCUCCGGCUCCAGCUCCAGCUCGCGCGCACGCAGACGCACCAACACCGUCACCAGCUUCAUGGACCUGAGCAGAGAUGAGCCUUCUGCUGAAUCCCAACAGCAGUACAUCUUUGACCUCUCCGGUCUUUCGAGGACAGAGGAGCUGGUGGAGGCAGAGUUACGAGUGUUGCGGAAGCUGCCAUCUGACCUGGGAAAAAUACUGUCCUUUGGAGGAAGCAUGUAUCGUCUCUUGCUCUACAGCUGCUCCUUUCUGGGCUUGUCUGCCAAGCCUCAGCUGCUCACCUCUAAGACCAUAGACAUUCUAGAUGCCGUUUCGAACACUUGGGAUGUGUUUGACAUUGGAGCAAGUGUAAAGGCCCAUCGUAAAGUGCACAGGACAGCUCAAGGACAUAAAUAUAUGUGUUUCAGCAUAGCUGUUGUUUCUGACCUAACGCAUGAAUUAGUGGACCCUACUUUACUUGGUCUAUCUUCAAACAGCCAGCAGCGGCACGAGAGAGCUUUGCUGGUUGUCUUUUCUCAUGCCCGCAAGAAGGAGAACUUGUUUAGGGAGAUCCGCGAAAAAAUGAAGGCGAUGCACAUGCUUGAUGGUGACGUCAAGGGCAACAGACGACCCAGGCGCCGCCGGAAGAGGAGAACAACCUUAGCUGGCCGGUCAGGGGGAGCCGGGACAGUUGGCGGGGGUGGGACUGGAACUGGAGGUGGGGGUGGAACAGGAGGUGGGGGCAAAGGAGGCGGUAAACGGAGGACUCGUUGCACUCGUAAACCGCUCCAUGUGAACUUUAAAGAGCUGGGCUGGGAUGACUGGAUAAUUGCGCCACUGGACUAUGACGCAUACCACUGCGAGGGCGCAUGCGACUUCCCACUGCGCUCGCACCUUGAACCCACCAAUCAUGCCAUUAUUCAGACGCUAAUGAACUCUAUGGAUCCAGAGUCAACGCCUCCCAGCUGCUGUGUGCCCUCCAAGCUAAGCCCUAUAAGCAUCCUGUACAUUGAUGCAGGGAAUAAUGUGGUGUAUAAGCAGUACGAGGACAUGGUAGUGGAAAGCUGUGGCUGCAGGUAG